Molecule: messenger RNA, 2488 nt
Organism: Hyposmocoma kahamanoa
Lineage: Eukaryota; Metazoa; Arthropoda; Insecta; Lepidoptera; Cosmopterigidae
Gene: smog
Product: probable G-protein coupled receptor 158
Exons: 10
Coding region: 1-2007 (668 amino acids)
Biological process (GO): G protein-coupled receptor signaling pathway
Cellular component (GO): membrane
Molecular function (GO): G protein-coupled receptor activity
Source: RefSeq, a predicted model, not a curated record
AUGCGGGCGCGGCGCGCGGAGCGAGCCCAGUGGGCGCGGUGGGCGUGCGCGCUGGCGGUGUGCGCGUGCACCGCGACUCGCGCCGCGCCCGCCGACCCGCAGGCGUCCGCGCCCGAUGCAGCACCGCCUGACGCUUCCCUUGCUACCUCGCCUGAAUCCUGCGAAACGCUGCUGCUGCGUAACCCACCACCUAAACCACCUAAUGUGGUGGAGUACGAGGCUGCCGCAUAUCACGCAGCUCGGGCGCUGUCCGAGCUGGUAGAGCGGAAUAUGGCGGACGAGGCGGCGGCGGCGACCAUGGCGCGCAAAGUGGCGCGUACGCCUCUUACGCCGCCACCCGCCGCCGUCGCGCUGGGUGCACCGCAACUACACAUCGGCGUGCUCUACAUCGCGCAACCGCCACGUCUUGUUGUCUUUCAGCAAAACAAUUCAGUGUCACUGCAGCAGUUUUGGCGUACACUAGCUUCCGCUUGGAACGUCAGCACAGUAGUUUGGUCCGGUGCAUGGUACUCGUGUGAAGAUUUUAGCUGGUGGGGUGGCACCGCCGCAGCACGAGGUGCUUGGCCCGUGCGCGCCGCCGCCGCGCUUUUUCGUCGCAUCCCAGCGCUGCCCUGCGAGGAGGCUAUGUACGAUUGGCUCGGCGGGUCUCCGCUCUGCGACCCAGCAUCGACAGAUUGUGAAGCUAUUACUAACUUGGAUACAGGAGAAAAAAGACUGGAGUACCGGUGCCGUUGUAGCGCCGGCCACUGGCGCGCGGCGGGUGAAGGCUGGUCCCACGGCGCGACCUUGGCGGCCGCAGGAGAGCCACUGGCGUGUGUAGCGUGUGACGCAAGCGGCGCCGGUGGCAGCGCAGGCCUGCGUUGCCUGCCCGACGUCUACCGUGCAGCGCUACUCGCUGCAAAUUUCACUGGCUGUCUACUGUGUCUCGUCAUUGCGCUUAUUAUUUUUAAGAAACGAAAAUGCAAAGCAGUUGCAAUGGGUAUGUGGACAGUGCUAGAGGUGGUACUACUUGGCGCGCUCCUUAUGUAUGCAUCUGCGGCGUCCCAAUACAUAUCGUCAUCGCGCUGGCGUUGCAUCGCGGGGGCGUGGCUCCGCGAGCUAGGAUUCGUAGCGUGCUAUGGCUCCGUGGUGCUACGGCUCUGGGUUCUCUUAGCUGAAUUCCGCACCAGAAAGGCCCAUCGGUGGACGCCCAGGGACUCAGAGGUGUUGCGAGUGGUAGGCGCAAUGGUGCUUGGCGCGGCGUGUUAUCUAGCAGCAUUUACAGCUACGGCAGCAUGUGAUGCGGGGGAGGGUGGGGAGGGGGGUGCAGGCACGGGCAGCUGCGCGCGUGCCGCGUGGCACCAUGUCACGGCUGCCGCGGAGCUGCUGCUGCUCGCUGCAGGCAUGCGGAUUGCGUACGCUGCCAGAAAUGCCAACGUGCCGUUCCAGGAACGUGGAUGGCUAACUGCAGCGCUCAGCUGCGAGGCCCUAUGCGGUAUGGCGUGGCGCUGUGCGGCGUUGGUGGGUGCGGCGCCAGAACGCUCACCACUGGCCGCCACGGCGCGUGCGCAUCUCUCUUCUGGCGCAGCGCUUGCUUGCGUGCUCGCGCCAAGACUCUGGCACGGGUAUAGAGCGCGAUCGUUAGCUCAAGAGGUGUCUCGUAGAGGUCCAGCUGAAGGUUUCGGUGCAGAAGGCGAGGAAGAACCUACACAGGAGGAGGUUAGAGCUGAAUUGAAGAGGCUUUACAUCCAGCUGGAGAUCUUGAGGAACAAGACUUUGCGAAGAGACAAUCCGCAUAUAAGCAAGCGUAGAGGAGGACGCAAGCCGCCGCAUAGACGAUUUUCUCUGCAGAAAAAGGGCAGUCGCGACAAGGCUUUACAAGCAAGACGAGGCGGGAAAGGCAAAGCCGGCGGCAGCGCUAGUGCUGUCGAAGCGAGUGAAGUAUAUGAUGCUUCCAGAACCCCUGAGGACUCGGUUUGCUCUAACGAGGGGCCCUCUCACUAUACGGAUGGAGACACUCAGGCAUGAUUGGGGAGUCCGCCUGGCGGGAACUAUAGUGAUGUUUAUGUUUGACGCCAAGAACAGUCUAUUGUCUGAUGCGGAAUAAAUGGUAACCUAGGGGGAGAUGAAGCAUUUGGUCGCAAACGUAACAUCAGUGGUACGUGUGAGGUGGAACUUUCAAAUUGACGUGUAAAAAGAGAUUUCUAAUACAUUUCUGGUUUAAAAACUUUUGUUAUUGGUGAUCCAUGUACUUACUCAUAAUAUAUAAUAUGGACCCGUUUGUGAUCCCAAUGUUUGUAGACACCUGAAAAUGGUUAUUGUUACUUCUGUUAGCAUGCUUCAGUAAGGUCAACAAUGUGUUUUACAUUCCUGGUACGGUUCCAUACCUAGACAUCAUCUCAUGGAUUAUUAACAUGUACUAUGUAAUACUAAGGCACUGCUAAAGCAUGCUAAUACACAAAAUCCUUGGUAUAAUAUAGCCACAUGUGAUCAAAAGUGCUUUUUCAUC